This is a messenger RNA of Neogale vison (American mink), 2500 nucleotides long. It is a transcript of the gene ZCCHC4, whose product is annotated as zinc finger CCHC-type containing 4. The transcript has 11 exons. NCBI's taxonomy places the organism in Eukaryota, Metazoa, Chordata, Mammalia, Carnivora, Mustelidae. Gene Ontology annotation, cellular component: cytoplasm; nucleolus. Gene Ontology annotation, molecular function: nucleic acid binding; rRNA (adenine-N6-)-methyltransferase activity; zinc ion binding. Bases 2 to 1324 code for a protein of 440 amino acids. The record is from RefSeq and is a predicted model, not a curated record. Gene Ontology annotation, biological process: rRNA methylation.
GAUGGCGGCACCCAGGGAGUGGCUGGGAACAGUAGAGGCAGAGGGGAUCGCGGGUCGUCAGGGAAGCUCGGGAGUGGAGGUGGUAUUUCCUUCCGAUCCCGCCACCCCCGCCCCGCUGUGCCCUCACGGACCCACUCUUCUGUUUGUAAAGGUGAACCAAGGGAAAGAAGAAACACGGAGAUUCUAUGCCUGCUCAGCCUGUAGAGAUAGAAAAGACUGUAAUUUUUUUCAGUGGGAAGAUGAAAAGUUGUCAGGAGCUAGACUUGCUGCCCGAGAAGCUCAUAACCAAAAAUGCCAGCCUCCUCUCUCCCGAACGCAGUGUGUGGAAAGGUACUUGAAGUUCAUUGAGUUGCCCUUGUCUCAGAGGAAGUUUUGUCAGGGAUGUCAGCAGCUGCUGUUGCCAGAUGACUGGGAGAAGCAUCAAGAGCACCGGGUGGUAGGUGAUAUUUCUAUCACCCAGUUGAAAAGGCCCAGUCAGCUUCUUUAUCCACUGGAAAACAAGAAGACAAAUGCCCAGUAUCUGUUUGCUGAUCGGAGCUGUCAGUUCUUGGUAGACCUACUUUCUACCCUUGGAUUCACAAGAGUCCUAUGUGUUGGAACACCGAGGUUGCAUGAGCUGAUCAGAUUGAAAGCAUCAGGUGAAAAGAAGUCUAACAUUAAAAGCCUUUUAUUGGAUAUUGAUUUUAGGUAUUCACAGUUUUAUGUGGAAGAUAGCUUUUGCCAUUAUAACAUGUUUAACCAUCACUUCUUUGAUGGAAAGGCUGCCCUUGAAGUAUGCAGAACAUUUUUACAGGAAGAUAAAGGUGAGGGAGUCAUUAUGGUGACAGAUCCUCCUUUUGGUGGCUUGGUUGAACCUCUGGCUGUUACAUUCAAGAAGUUAAUUGCUAUGUGGAAAGAAGGUCAAAGCCAAGAUAGCAGUCAAAAAGAACUACCCAUAUUCUGGAUUUUCCCCUAUUUUUUUGAAUUCCGAAUUCGUCAGUUUUUUCCAAGCUUCUGCAUGCUGGAUUACCAGGUAGAUUAUGAUAAUCAUGCACUUUAUAAACAUGGGAAGACAGGUCGAAAACAGUCUCCUGUGCGUAUUUUCACCAAUAUUCCACCCAACAAAAUAAUCCUUCCUAGCGAGGAAGGGUACAGAUUUUGCCCUUUGUGUCAACGGUAUGUUUCCCUAGAGAAUCAACACUGUGAGCACUGUAAUUCCUGCACCUCCAAGGGUUCAAUCCCAGGACACCAGGAUCAUGACUUGGGCCAAAGGCAGAUACUUAACCGACUGAGCCACCCAGAUGCCCCUAAAUUCACUUUAUGUGAGGUACUGUAUGAUUACUAAAAUUAGGAGUGUCUCAAGGCAAGAGGUGAGUGCUGAACUUUGUUGAGGGUAAAAUUAAGAUGUUUCACAUAAGGGACUGAACCACAAGAUACCAUCCCUAUUUUGAUGAAACAGUAAGAACAUACACUGUGUACUUUUUAUGUACCAGGGCCUUCCCUGAGGGCUGUCCAUGGAUUAACUCAGUUACCACACAAAGCCCUAGUAGAGAAGUACUCUCCAAUUUUUACAGGUCAGGAGGGACUACAGGGAUAUACCUCCUACUCAUUGUCUUAAGGAGGUAGGGUAGCCCUUUAGGUGGCCUUAAAUCCAGUCAGAAAGAACAGGUGAAGUUUAGAUUGGCUAAUAGUAAAAAUGAUUCGCCGAACGAAAGGCUGUAUUUUUUAUAACCAUCAUAAAGUACAUUUUGCAUAACUUUAUCAUUUUGUUAUUGGUUAUACUUGUUUUUAACUGUGGUAGCACAUCUAAUUACAUGUAUUUUCAGUCAGCGGAGAUAUUUUCUAUGUCCCUUAUUUUAAAAAAAUUAUGCUCAGGUUAUUUUCAUAAAGCUCAAAAUGAGGAAAACAAAAUUUUAUUAUUUAGAGAUACACACAUAAGUGGUAAAAAUAAACAAAGGCGAGGAAGUGACGAUCACAGAAAUCAGAGUACGUGUUACUUGGUGGGGCAGAGGAAUGGUGGAUUGGGAAGGGUACUUGGGGGAGUGUCUAGGGGGUCAGCAGUAUUCUCUUGACCUAUUGGGAUUCAUCAGUGUGUAACUCUCAUUAAAUUGGACAUGUAAGAGUCUUACAUACUUUUCUAGGUAGUUUUAGUUCACAGAUUUAACAUUACCCAAACAGUACCCUGUAAUCUCUAUCUUUUUAGAUGAUCUAAAGUUCUCAAAUUCGAAUUUCAUUAAGGAUUAUGCUGCAUAGGCACGUAAAAGUUAUGAAUCAUUAAUUCUCUUGAAAUUUUCAUUGAAUCCUUCUUUGUGCAGUUUGGGUUGCUUGAACUGGAGUGGACUUUCAAGUUCAUGUAGAUAAAUCCCCUAGUUUUCCAGUUAAGGAAAUUGGGGCCCAUCAAGGAGGUGUUUGAGUUGAGUGGAGAAAUGCAUAGAUUAAAAUCAAAGUAUUUAAUUGUGAAGCCCAGGAAAGUGAGAAAUAAGGAAUGAAUAAUUUACACAGAUUUUAAUAAGACAUUUUA